AUGCAAGGGGCAAAAUCAGUAAGAGCAUCACACAUCCUACUAAAAUCUACACAAUCAAGAAACCCUUAUGACAGGGUUAGAGACAAAUAGGUCACUAGAUCUGAUGCUGAUGCAGAGAAAGGAAUCAGAGAAAUCAGAGCCUAAGUUGAAAACAAUUUAAACUUAUUUGCUAAAAUAGCCUAAGAGAGAAGUGAAAAACGAUAGUGUUCUUCUUGUUAAAAGGGUGGGGAUUUAGGUGACUUUACAAGGGGAUAAAUGUAAAAGUAGUUUGAGGAUGUGGCAUUUGCAUUGAAAGUUGGAGAGUUGAGUCAACCAGUAAAAAGCGAUUCAGGAUGGCACAUCAUUCUUAGAACAGGUUGA
Paramecium tetraurelia is the source of this 360-nucleotide messenger RNA. RefSeq lists its product as uncharacterized. Gene Ontology annotation, cellular component: cytosol; nucleus. Lineage: Eukaryota; Ciliophora; Oligohymenophorea; Peniculida; Parameciidae. The record is from RefSeq and is a predicted model, not a curated record. Gene Ontology annotation, molecular function: peptidyl-prolyl cis-trans isomerase activity. The transcript is spliced from 3 exons.